AGAGUGGGCGGAGCAGGGCGGUGCAGGGUGGCGUAGCGCUGGAGGGCGAUGGUGGCGGAGCUGCUGGGGGCGGAGGCAACGUAGCCCCCGCGGAAAAGGAGCCCCGCGGCGCCUGAGUCGAGCGGAGGAUGGAGAACCGGCCUGGGUCCUUCCAGUACGUCCCUGUGCAGCUGCAAGGGGGGGCGCCCUGGGGCUUCACCCUUAAGGGGGGUCUGGAACACUGCGAACCGCUCACAGUGUCUAAGAUUGAAGAUGGGGGCAAGGCAGCCUUGUCCCAGAAGAUGAGGACUGGUGAUGAGCUGGUGAAUAUCAAUGGCACUCCAUUGUAUGGCUCCCGCCAAGAGGCCCUCAUCCUUAUCAAAGGCUCCUUCCGGAUCCUCAAGCUGAUUGUCAGGAGAAGAAACGCCCCUGUCAGUAGGCCGCACUCAUGGCAUGUGGCCAAGCUGCUGGAGGGAUGCCCUGAAGCGGCCACCACCAUGCAUUUCCCUUCUGAAGCCUUCAGCUUGUCCUGGCAUUCAGGCUGCAACACAAGUGACGUGUGUGUGCAGUGGUGUCCACUCUCCCGGCACUGCAGCACUGAGAAAAGCAGCUCCAUUGGCAGCAUGGAGAGCCUGGAGCAACCAGGCCAAGCCACCUAUGAGGGCCACCUCUUACCCAUUGACCAGAACAUGUACCCCAACCAGCGUGACUCGGCCUACAGCUCUUUCUCAGCCAGCUCAAAUGCCUCUGACUGUGCCCUUUCCCUCAAGCCAGAGGAGCCAGCCUCUGCCGACUGCAUCAUGCAAGGCUCAGGGCCAACUAAGGCCCCUACUGGCCGGCCUAAUGUAGCUGAGACCUCAGGAGGUAGCCAGCGCACCAAUGGUGGCCACCUGACUCCCAGCUCCCAGAUGUCAUCUCACUCACAGGAGGUCCACCACUCAGGGCCUGCCAAGGCUACCAGGGGCCCACCUCAACCUCCAGUGAGGCGAGACAGUCUUCAGGCCUCCAGAGCCCAGCUCCUCAAUGGAGAGCAGCGCAGGGCUUCUGAGCCUGUGAACUCCUUGCAGCAGAAGGAAAAACCGAGCUUGGACACUGUGCUAUUCCCAAGAAACCCUAACAGGUUCUGCUGCCUCAGCGGGCAAGACCAAGUGACAAAUGAGGGCCAUCAGAACUGUGAACUCAGCCAACCUCCUGAACCCAGCCAGCAGGGCUCUGAGCAUCUACUGAUGGAGGCCUCAGCCAAAGCUGUUGGAUUCCCAAAAGCAUGUGACAAAGCUUCCAGCAUGGAUUCCAGCCCACUCAACAAGGCUUCAGCAGAGCUAGCUAAGGCUUCUUCUUUUGGCAGCCCUCCAUACCUCACAGGACCCACAGGGCAUCGCCAUAGUGCCCCCGAACAGCUGCUGGCAUCCCACUUACAGCGUGUGCACCUUGAUACCAGGGGCAGCAAGGUUAUGGAGCUCCCAACUGGGCGAGAUGGGCACGAGUGGACUCUGUCUCCUUUGCAUGGCAGCCACACAGGGAAGAAAAGUCCAUGUCCCUCUGCAGGAGGAACCCAGGACCAUCCCAGCAAAGAGAAAAAGACCAGGCCAGUGGAUGAUAGGCCUUUAGGUUCGGGGCACCAAAGCCCAAGCAGUUCCCCACAUGGAGAGGCUGAUGGACACCCUCCAGAAAGAGGUUUCCAGGACCCAAACAGAGCAAACAGAACAGGCAGUGAAUUGGCUAGCCAGCCGCCCUCUGCCUCUGACUCCCUUGUUCAACAAACCAGGGACUGUUGUUCAACCACUAAAGUACCUGGAAACACAGAGGCAACUAAAGAAGGGGACAAUGAGCCCAAGGAGUGUGGCCGGGUGGGUGGUAGGCGAAAUGGAGGGACCCGGGGCCGCUCAAUCCAAAACCGGCGGAAGAGUGAGCGUUUUGCUACCAAUCUGCGUAAUGAAAUUCAGAGGAGGAAGGCUCAGCUCCAGAAAAGUAAGAGUCCCUUGUCACAGCUGUGUGACACUAAGCAGCCAGUGGAAGAAACCGAGGAGUCCCUAGAAAAUCCUUCACUUCCUGCGUCUAACUCGUCUCUUCUGUCUUCAUAUAAAAAACCACCUAGCCCCAGAGACAAGCUCUUCAACAAGAACAUAAUACUCAGGGCUAGGUCUUCAGAGUGCCUCAGCCAAGCCCCUGAGAGCCAUGAACCUAGGACAGGCUUGGAGGGACGAAUAAGCCCUAGCCAGAGGCCUGGCCAGUCCUCUUUGGGCCUGAACACCUGGUGGAAAGCAUCUGACCCAUCCUCCUCAGACUCUGAGAAAACAAAUGUUCACUGUGGAGUCCAUGGAGGUCAUUGGAGAUGGUCUCCAGAGCACAACCUGCAGCCACAUGUGGCACUAGCCAUGGAAGCCCCUUCCAACCCAGGCGACAACAAAGAAUUGAAGACUUCUACUGCCCAAGCUGGGGAGGAAGCCAUCCUCUUGCCCUUUGCAGACAGAAGAAGGUUCUUUGAAGAGAGUAGCAAAUCCUUAUCUACAUCUCAUUUGCCAGGUUUAACCACUCAUAGCAACAAGACUUUUACCCAGAGAUCAAAACCUAUAGAUCAAAACUUCCAGCCAAUGAGCUCCACCUAUAGAGAAUUGAGGCACCAUCCCAUGGACCAAUCAUAUCAUUCUUCAGACCAACCAUAUCAUGCCACAGACCAAUCAUAUCAUUCCAUGUCACCCCUUCAGUCAGAAACUCCCACUUACUCAGAAUGUUUUGCGAGCAAAGGUCUAGAACAAUCCAUGUGUUGUAAGCCACUGCACUGCGGUGAUUUCGAUUACCACAGGACCUGCUCUUAUUCCUGCAACGUCCAGGGAGCUGUAGUCCAUGACCCUUGCAUUUAUUGUUCUGGGGAAAUCUGCCCUGCUCUGCGAAAGAGAAAUAUGAUGCCAAACUGCUACAACUGCCGGUGCCACCACCACCAAUGCAUCCGGCGUUCAGCUUGCCAUCAUAAUCCCCAGCACAGUACCCUCGAGGACAGCAGCUUGGCACCUGACAACACUUGGAAACCCAGGAAGCUGACAGUGCAGGAAUUUCCUGGGGACAAAUGGAAACCAAUAACAGGAAACAGGAAGACCAGCCAGUCAGGGAGGGAAAUGGCUCAUUCCAAGGCUAGCUUUUCAUGGGCGACCCCCUUCCAUCCUUGCCUUGAGAACCCAGCACUGGACUUGUCAAGCUACCGAGCAAUCUCUUCUCUUGACCUCCUGGGAGACUUCAAGCACUCCUCGAAAAAGACAGAGGAAACUUCAGUUUAUGAGGAGGGGAGCUCCAUGACCUCAGUGCCCCGCCCGCUGCGCAGCCGUGCCUUCUCAGAGAGCCAUAUCAGCUUAGAGCCCCAGAGCUCCCGGGCCUGGGGGCAGCAUAGGAGGGAGAUCUGUACCAAAGUUGAUGAGACCCAGCCAGAUCCUCUGGGAGCCAGGAAGAAGGGCUUUCCUCCUCCUCGCCCUCCUCCUCCCAACUGGGAGAAGUAUAGGCUCUUCCGUGCAGCCCAGCAGCAGCAACAGCAGCAGCAGAAGCAGCAACAGCAACAACAGCAGCAAGAGGAGGAGGAGGAGGGGGUGGAGGAGGAGGAGGAGGAGAGGGAGGAGGAGGAGCUACCACCCCAGUAUUUCAGUUCAGAAACCACUAGUUCCUGUGCCCUCAAUCCUGAGGAGGUCCUCGAGCAGCCACAACCCCUGGGCUUUGGCCAUCUGGAGGCCUCAAAGCAAGGCUCACAAAGCCUCCCAGCAGAGCAAGAGUCCUUCAUUGUCCAUUCCAGUGAUUUCCUGCCUUCAAUAAGGGGCCACUUGGGAUCUCAACCUGAGAAGGCUCAGCCCCCUUGCUAUUAUGGCAUUGGUGGGCUUUGGAGAACAUCAGAGCAGGAGACCACUGAUUCCCCCAAACCAGAAGCCUUGAUGACAGAAGAGUCCAAACCCAAGCCAGCAUGGAGCCAGAGCUACCUCUUUCCCGAGGAGCAGUUCUCUUUUAUGGGCUGGGGCUCUGAGAGGCAGCACCUCAGCCCCGCCGGCUUCAGUGAACCCAAGACAACAGGACAAGAGUUUCAGCACUUCUCACCUCCUCAGGGGGCCCCAGGGAUCCCUACCUCUUACUCAGCUUAUUACAAUAUUUCUGUGGCCAAGGCAGAGCUGCUGAACAAGUUGAAAGACCAGCCCGAGAUGGCAGAGAUUGGCCUGGGAGAGGAGGAAGUUGACCAUGAACUGGCUCAAAAAAAGAUACAGCUUAUUGAAAGCAUUGGCAGAAAACUUUCUGUCCUGCGGGAGGCCCAGCGAGGACUGCUGGAGGACAUCAGUGCCAAUUCUGCCCUUGGGGAAGAGGUGGAAGCCAACCUAAAAGCCGUCUGCAAAUCCAAUGAGUUUGAAAAAUAUCAUUUGUUUAUCGGGGACCUGGAUAAAGUGGUCAACCUGUUGCUGUCGCUGUCUGGACGACUGGCCCGGGUGGAGAAUGCUCUCAACAGCAUCGAUUCAGAGGCCAACCAGGAGAAGUUGGUGCUGAUAGAGAAAAAGCAGCAGCUGACAGGGCAGUUGGCAGAUGCCAAGGAGCUGAAGGAGCACGUGGACCGCCGGGAGAAGUUGGUGUUUGGCAUGGUCUCCCGCUACCUGCCUCAAGACCAGCUCCAAGAUUACCAGCACUUUGUAAAGAUGAAAUCUGCUCUCAUCAUUGAACAGCGAGAGCUGGAAGAGAAGAUCAAGCUCGGGGAAGAGCAGCUCAAAUGUCUCAGGGAGAGCCUACUCCUGGGGCCCAGCAAUUUCUAAUUCUGCCAGCAGACUGCCCACACCAUCCCCGGCCAGCCACAAUGGGAAAUGCUUUCAGUCUUCGUUAGCAGUUUGUUAGCAAUUAGAUAGCAGUUAGCAGCAGUUUGUUCCAUAUCCUCUACCCUGGACGUCUCUCAUUGCCCCUUACCUAGCAGUGCUCCCAACCAGCCAGGAGACCCUGUGGAGUAGAAGCAAGAAGUAGGAGCUACAGCAAGAUGUGAUCAUACAACCACACUCUCCUUCCCACAGUUUGCAUGGGCAAGCACUCACCACACACAGAACCAACAAAGUGCCUUCAUUCUUCUUAGUACUAAGACACCAAAGACAUCAUAUGCUCACCACCCAUCCACACUGUAAUCAGCCUCUCAAGACUCAGAGAGAAGCUGCCUGUGUAGCUCCACUCUGCCCCAAGGCUCGUGACCCAGCCAUUUCCCACAGAGAUCUGGCUGUCUUGAGGGCAUUCAACUACCACCAGUUUCAGGGCCUCACCCAAGCUUUGCAGCAGGAAGCAGAGAAGGAGGAAUUACACUUAACAGAAUGUGAGCAAAGGUUGGGGAUCCCCAGGUGCCCUGCUGGAAGGAGCUAGGCUUAAACAAAUGGGCUCCACUCUCACCUUCCCCAGCAUCUAGUUGAGGGGGAAGAGGCCUACUUUCAGCCCAGGCUAAUGUGGCCUCCUCCUCUCCUAAGACUUUUGGCCUACUGCUUCCUGUUUCAUCUUGCCUUUACAUUGCUGGGGGUUACAGUUGCCUACCCUAAGGGCUUCACACUACAGGCCAUUAAUAGCUCUACUACAGCUGACUUCUGGAUACAUGUUUCAUUAUUGGGGGGAGGGGGUUCUUAUUCUUAUAUUUUAAAUGGCCUUUUGAAUUUAUUUAUUUUUAUGUUUUGACUGUUUUUUUCUUUGUUAACUAAUAAGGUAAGAAGAGGGGAGUUGGAGAGGGAAAAGUUAGCCCAGAAGGAAAGCAUUUCUGCAAAUCAGCCUGAAUUCACCAUGGCUAGGUAAGCGAGUGCCAAGGCCUUGAAUUCUUCCCACUAUAGCUGACAAGUGUCUAAGAAAGGAGUUCUCACCUUGAACUCAGAGCUUCCCUACUGUGGCCUGGUCCUAUACUUCCCUUGAAGUCUGGAUGACCGUGAGCUUACCAUUCCCCAACAGGGUUCAAUUAUUUCUUACUUAAUUUUUCUUGAAACCAAAGAAAUCUGUAACUGACAAAGGUUCACCCAUUUCUCUACCAUCUCCAAGCUAAGGAAUGGGUAGAGGUGAGCUCAGGAGGAGCUCCUCUAUCUUAACAAUUGCUUUCUCAGCCUGUGACCUGGCUCAGGGAACCAAAACUCAUAAUAGCUGGAAUCUCCAGCCACGGCCAGCCCCCAAGAGCAAAUUAUGAUCCAGCCAAGAUCUUAGGCACACAAACAACUAAUGCUGCUGCUGACACCAGUAGCCAGUUUCUAUCUUGGAAAAGCCCUCAGGUGGGCAAUGGCAGGAAGGGAGUUGUGGCCAAACUGCCCUGUUAUCUGGGUCAAUUCCCUAUUCCUUGCUAACUGGGGCCCAUGCUUGGUAUUGCAUAGCCCUGCCCAGCAAAUCCUGGUAUCUCUUCUAGUUACUGCUGAGUUCCUCAGAAUCCUUGGAGGUUAACUGUAGCAGCAAGGGUGCCUCAUUCAACCAAAGAAUUUGCCAAGAAACUUUGCUGCUGCUACAAAUACUGGUCCCUAGCUUCCGGUUCCUCUUCAUUGUAUUUGAAAACAAUGGAAGAAUCUUGGCCAGCAGGGUGUCCUGAGGGGAGCCCUGGGUAUGCUCUUAGUACACUGCUGCUGUUAAAAUGUCAACCUGCCAUUCUCCCCUCAAGUGGAGGAUUCUACUCUAUUCAGGAAGAUGAAUGGUUUGUAAAGGGCUAGGCUUACCCAAGCCAAGGUUGAGGAAGCAGGGGAGUGCUUUGAAUAGAGGCUGUGGUGGCCAUCUUUUUUGGUUUUUAUAGGCUCUAGGACAAACAAUGAGCAAGUUGAGAUGCCCUGUAUUGGGAUGAAGCCAAUGUAGUCCAUCAUUCUAAGGUUUUUUUCUUUUGGCUAGAACAGCUUUUUGGGAAUAUAGGCCCAGGGAAAAGAGUGGUCACUUACCUGAACACCAUGACCAUGGUCUGGGAUUUUCUUGUCAGCGUUAGAUUGGUUUAGCACACUAAAAGUACUAUUGACUCUGUUAUUUGUGUCCCUUAUCCCACCUCAAAUUAUUCUACAGUUGGAAUCAGAGCAUAAGGAUGCUCAUUUUUACAUGGAAGGACAGUUUCCAAAGCGCUCCCCAAAACUAUAUUGAGCAGUGAAGCUCGAAAGACAGAGGUGAACUUCUAAACAGGCACUGAUGCCCUGCACUGCUAAUGUAGCAGUCCCAUUGUCAGUGAUAGUGCUGCAAAGCCGCCAGUAUUACUUGAGAUGCAGUGUCUCUCCCCCAUUCUCAUUUCCUGGGCUCAGCCCUCUACCAAGGCCUGCCAGGGAGUAGCAAUUUGGAAGGCAGACCCAGGGUUUCCCAAAGACUGUUAUUGGUCUUGACUUCUGCCUUCUCCCUUCAAAUACUCAUACAGGCCCCAGUGGGUAAUAGGUAAACAGAGUGGUUGAUAUAGAGAGAGGAACCAGUGUGGGAGUUACUAUCACAUGUCUUCCUUACUCCCUCCAUCUCCCGCUGGCUCCCAGGGCUCUGGGUAAUUGAGUCUUCUUGAAUCCCACCAGCUGCAGACCCAGCCAGUAUAUAGCAGUAAAUGCUCAAGGGGAAUGCAAAAGAAAGAGACACAGCGACACUGAAAAUAAAGCCCUAGAAAGGGAGAGACGGGAAGCAGAGGAACAGAGAGGGAGAAAAGAUGAAAAGCCUCUUUAAAGACCAGGUUCAGGCUCUGUUUUCCAUUUAACCUCAUGUGCCAAAAAGCUGCCCAGGGGCACCAGAGCCAAACCUUAACCCCAGCCUCCCUGAAGGUGCUGCUCUGCCAGUAGCAGGCCCCAGAUGGAAGAAGCUGGGCACAUUUCUGGCCACUUCCUCCAGUCCGGAGCUUGGUGACUCCCUCUGUCUUUGCCAAAGGAGUUGUCUAUGCCAAUAAUAUUUCUGUAACAGCAUAUUGUAUUCUUUGAAGAUUAGUAGAUCUUUAGAGGGGGGUGGGGCAGGGGGCAAUUUCUAUAGAUAAAGAACCAGUGUUUGUUGUACAACUGUUGGGGGUCAUCUAUCCCAUGUGAAGCUAUUAUUUUUCUGAAUCUUAUUGUUCCUGCAUUUGUGUCCUCCACCACUCCCUUCUUGGCUGACAUUGAUAUGCCUGCCAGAUUGUCAUCAAGGGUCAUACUUCAAUAAAAGGUGCUAAGGACAAAAAAUGUAUAUAUCUCACGUGUUUUGACUGAGGUGAUGGAAAUCUCCCAAUAUUCUGCUGAAAAGUAUUGGAAAGGAAUUUGGUCACCUAUCCAUAGUCCUUCAUAGGUAACCAUAUGACCAGAGCCUUACCCACAUCCCUAAACCCUUACCCUGGCCUCUCAGGAAUGGCGUUGAUGCUAUACCAUUCAUCAUCCACAGUGAAAUAAUUUAGAAUUCAAGAAGAGUCAACAAUAGGUGUAAUCUCAUGUGUAAACCUCAACAGUAUACAGUCUGGUUCUGGAGUUCAUCCUGAUCAGAGGUGAGCCGUUUUCUAGAUCUCCUCCAAUCUUUAGUUGUAUCUACUAGUAUCAUUUUACUUCUACCUGAUCAUCCGGUCUCACACCUUCAGCAACCUGGAAAGCAAGGUCCUCACUGAUCAGCUCUCCAAGGUAACCUCAAGGUUUAAACACAAAUGCACUCCGGGCACCUCCUCUGAUGCUGAAAAGCUUACUUUUUUCCCCGAUCCAUACAUUGUUCAUAUCCCAACUGAUCUCCUCCUAUUCUAGAUAUCCAGUGCAGUAGAGUGGAAAAAGCCAGCUUUGGCAUUAGAAUGAAUUGUGUUCAGCUGUUUAUUCUAUGAACCUGGGUUAUUUGUUCAACUUCUGAGUUCAUUUUCUUGUCUGUAAAAUGGGAACAAUAAUAUGUAUCUU
Molecule: messenger RNA, 8774 nt
Organism: Ceratotherium simum simum (southern white rhinoceros)
Lineage: Eukaryota; Metazoa; Chordata; Mammalia; Perissodactyla; Rhinocerotidae
Gene: SHROOM4
Product: shroom family member 4
Biological process (GO): actin filament organization
Cellular component (GO): apical plasma membrane; adherens junction; cortical actin cytoskeleton
Molecular function (GO): actin filament binding
Source: RefSeq, a predicted model, not a curated record